GUGAUUUCAGACGGGCUUGGCAAUGGCACGGCUCAUCUACAUUGACAAUCUUCGGAGCGCUCUGUCAGUGCUGGUGGUUGGGCAUCACAGUGCCCUCGCGGUGUCCGGACUCGGUAGCUGGUACUUCUCGGUGAGUGAACCCCACUUAGAGGAACCCAUUGCGUCAGCAGUGGUAGCAACCCUGCUGUUUACCACGCAAGCCUUCCUCACGGGGUUGUUGUUCUUGAUAGCCGGCUUGCUGACUCCCAGAUCUUUGGCUGAGAAAGGUGCGUGGAAAUACUUCUUAGGGAGACUUUGGCGGCUGGCACUCCCAGCUUUGCUUGUAGGGCUUCCGGUUCAUCAUUUCUCGCAAUGGCUCGGCGAUCAAUUCAGUGGGGGAGAAGCCUCGACUCUCGACUUUCGUCUCAGCUCUGGGCCUGGUGUGGCCUGGUUUGAGCUUUGGCUGCUGGCCUUUGAAACAGUUUUUCUGCUUGUGUCCCCCAAGCAGGCAAGGCGCGCACUCAAGAGUGUAGGUCGCAGCGUGAAUCUUGGUAGCAUAUUCCUAUGUGUAGUCUUUUUGGCAUUUGUUCAAUUUGCCGUCGAAAUGCAUGUGGCGAAGCCACUUGCUAGUGUUUUUCCUCAUUGGCGUGGGCUAUCACAUCACAUCAUUCACACGCCACUGUAUGGCUUCUGCUUCGGGUGCGGUUCACUUUGUGAAACGAGCUUGCUGACCAUGUUGAGUGCUCAUGCACGGCCACUGGGCAUUGCCUGUGCAUUGUCGAUGGGGCUUUGCUUUCUUUUCGCGCUGGGGCGCGAUCAAACACAGCCUGAAAGGGCGUCAAACUCACUAGCAGUCGCAAUUGGUGCGUUGAUGACCGUCAGUGUAUGCGCAGGGGCGUCCAUUCGGCUUCUCGUUGCCUUUGAGGCCUAUUUCUCCAAGAGGUCCCUGUUGAGCGAUUUGUCUGGUUUGAGCUAUGCAGUGAACUUAUUGCAUCCAAUGAUUGUGGUGCUGCUUACUCCACUUGUGGCAACACUUUCGCUGGGAUUGAUCAGUCAAAUAGCAAUCCUGUGGGCUUCCUCCGCAGCUGUGAGCUAUGGAGUUGCUGGUUUGAUUCGUUGUAUUUCAAUCGUGUGAAAGAUUCUGUAGCAUUCUGCCAUUCCUAUCUCUCAAAAGCACUUGACACCGACAGCGGCAAUCUUCGUCCUGGUCGCAGAUUAUGAGAUUGGGAGAGCGCAUUGGACGAGUGAUCCUCUUCAGCCUCCAAGCUUGGUUUAGUAAUGGAUCUAUCAGGAUGUGCUUGAUUCUCUUGCAGUGUAGGCCAUGGGAUUCCAGCUCAAGCAGCUCUUCGUGAGAGGGCUUUGUAAAGAAUCUAGUGGAGUAGCGGCAGUCAAAUAACUUCCACACAGGCCACCUGCAAGCUAUUGAUUGAUACCCGUGAGAAGGCUUGGGCAUCGUGGGCAAACUAUAUAAUUUGUGCUCCGGGCUUGUGAGGGAAUUCUGUGCCGUCGAUACUUUUCUUGUAAAGUGUAUCGGAC
Molecule: messenger RNA, 1515 nt
Organism: Durusdinium trenchii
Lineage: Eukaryota; Dinophyceae; Suessiales; Symbiodiniaceae
Source: the annotation of a GenBank genome assembly